GUCUGUGCUUGUCCUCUUACAGAGAUACUGCCAUCAUGUGGAUCCAAGUGCGCACCAUGGAUGGGAAGGAGACGCAUCGAAUGGACUCCCUUUCCAAGCUGACCAAAGUGGAAGAUCUCCGGAAAAGGGUAUACAAAGUGUUCCGAGUGGCACCUGAUAGACAAAGGCUCUUCUACAGAGGCAAACAGAUGGAGGAUGGUCAUUCCCUUUUCGAUUAUAAUGUUGGCCUGAAUGAUAUUGUUCAGCUGCUGGUCAGGCCGAGCCCCGGCAUCCUGCCUCUGGCUAACAAAGAGAAGGACUCUGAAUUGUCAGACACGGAUUCUGGCUGCGGCUCUGGGCAAAGCGAGUCGGACAAGAGUUCUAAUAAUGGGGAAGGGGCUUUGGAGAUGGACAAUGUGCAGCCAAGCACAUCUGCCCAGGCUGACCUAGUGAACUUGGUGGACCCGGGUUUCGGAUACUACAAGAUCAACGAGCUGGUGGACGCUCGCGACACAAGCAUGGGGGCCUGGUUCGAAGCACAGGUUGUAAAUGUGACUCUGAAAGAGAAGGAGACCAACAAGGAGAACGAGAGCGACGAGGAAUCCGAGCUUCCGGAAGCCGUCGCCGAAGAGGAUGUUAUAUAUCAUGUGAAAUAUGAGGACUACCCAGAGAACGGUGUCAUCCAACUGAGCUCCAAAAAUGUGCGUGCUCGUGCCCGGACAAUUCUGCAGUGGGAGGAGCUGGAAAUAGGGGAUGUUGUCAUGCUGAAUUACAACCCUGAUGACCCAAAGGAGAGGGGCUUUUGGUAUGAUGCCAAGAUCCUACAAAAACGAGAAACCCGAACGUACAAAGAGUUGUACACCAAGAUAGUUCUUGGUGAUGCUGGAGAUACCUUAAACGACUGCCGAAUUACCCUUGUGGAUGAGAUCUACAAGAUUGAGGAGCCUGGGUGCGCUGUUCCACUGACUGCUGACAGCCCCAUGAAAAGGCAGAGCGGACCAGUAUGCAAGCACUGCAAGGACAACCCCAGCAAGCCCUGCCGGAUGUGCGCCUGCCACGUGUGCGGGGGGAAAGAGAGCCCUGAGAAGCAGCUGAUGUGUGACGAGUGUGACAUGGCUUUCCACAUCUACUGUCUUAACCCUCCUCUUAGCAGAAUACCUGAGGACGAUGACUGGUACUGCCCCGAGUGUCGGCUUGACGUGAGCGAGGUGGUGUUGGCUGGGGAGAAGCUGAAAGAGAGCAAAAAGAAAGCGAAGAUGGCCUCCGCCAACUCGUCCUCUCAGCGGGACUGGGGCAAGGGCAUGGCAUGUGUGGGCCGCUCAAGAGAAUGCACCAUCGUCCCGUCAAACCAUUACGGACCAAUCCCUGGGGUUCCCGUCGGCACCCUGUGGAAGUUCAGAGUCCAGGUGAGCGAAUCUGGUGUCCACCGGCCCCAUGUGGCAGGCAUCCAUGGAAGAAGCAACGACGGCGCCUAUUCUCUGGUCCUGGCAGGAGGCUACGAAGAUGACAUAGAUCAUGGGAAUUCAUUCACUUACACUGGAAGUGGAGGCCGUGACCUUUCCGGAAACAAGCGUACGGCUGAACAAUCUUGCGAUCAGAAGCUCACAAACAUGAACAGGGCUCUGGCACUGAACUGCAGCGCUCCGAUCAAUGACAAAGAGGGAGCAGAGGCCAAGGACUGGAGAUCUGGGAAGCCGGUCAGGGUGGUGCGGAACGCGAAGGGGGGCCGGAUCAGCAAAUACGCCCCCGUGGAGGGGAACAGAUAUGACGGCUUAUACAAGGUUGUGAAGUACUGGCCUGAAACAGGGAAGUCUGGAUUCUUGGUGUGGCGUUACCUGCUCAAAAGAGACGAUGAGGAGCCAGCCCCCUGGACCCGGGAAGGGAAGGAGAGGAUGAAGAAGCUUGGGCUGACCAUGCAGUAUCCUGAAGGGUAUCUGGAAGCUGUUGCAAAUAAAGAGAGAGAAAAUGACAGUACACCUGAGGAAGAAUUUGAAACUCCAGGCAAAGGAAAGAGGAAAAGAAAAUCCGCGAACGGGUCACGGUGCUCUGAGUCUCCAGCUGCCACUCCGAAGAAGACUAAAGUGGAGGCAUACAAACUCACUGCCCAGCAGAAGGCUCAGAUCAAGGCCGACAAAGCCAACGCCAAGCUGUGGGACGAAGCUCUGGAAGCCCUUAAGGACGGACCGAAAUUCCUGAAGAAAGUAGAGGAAACCUUUUUGUGCAUUUGCUGCCAGGAGGUGGUGUUCCAGCCAGUCACAACGGUGUGCCAACACAACGUUUGCAAGGACUGCCUGGACCGAUCCUUCAGAGCAGAAGUCUACAGCUGCCCGGCAUGUCGCAACGACCUUGGCAAAAACUACACGAUGGAAGUCAACCAACCGCUGCAGACUCUCCUAAACCAGCUCUUCCCAGGGUACGGCAAUGGACGGUGAUUCCAGAAAAAGCACUUCUCAGUUCCUGUGCUCCCUCCCCUCUUCGAAAAACU
This is a messenger RNA of Euleptes europaea (tarantolino), 2464 nucleotides long. It is a transcript of the gene UHRF1, whose product is annotated as ubiquitin like with PHD and ring finger domains 1. Lineage: Eukaryota; Metazoa; Chordata; Lepidosauria; Squamata; Sphaerodactylidae. The coding region runs from base 36 to 2411 and encodes 791 amino acids. The transcript is spliced from 16 exons. The record is from RefSeq and is a predicted model, not a curated record. Gene Ontology annotation, molecular function: ubiquitin protein ligase activity; protein binding. Gene Ontology annotation, biological process: negative regulation of gene expression via chromosomal CpG island methylation.